AUGAAUAAAAUCGAACUUGAUGAAACAUUGAUAGAAAACGCCCUAUUUUCCGAUGUUAUCAAGGCUAUCUCUGAUAAAUUUAAAACAUUCAAAGGCCAAAUUAAAAUAGAUGGAGAGAUAGUCGAGGAAGGGAAUCACAGACAAUACAUGUCGCUCCUCGGUUUCAAUGCCAAAACUUUUCACAAUAUCUUUUCAAAUAUGGACAAAAAAUCCGAUGCUUCCGAUUGGUAUUUUACAGGAAAAAUAAUUUUAAUGAAAGACAAUUUCCAAGAAAUAAGAAGAUCGAGAGUUGGUAGAGGAGGAACUGAUUUACUUAAAAAGAUAAAUGAAUACGAAGGCGAAUAUUGUUACAUACCUACAGAUGGUCACUGUUUUAUCAAAUGCGUCAAUCGUGUUUUAAACGAAGACUACACGAGAGAAUUUCAAGAAUACAUCAACGGGUUUUCAAAAGCAAAUAGAAAAAGAGUGAUGACUUGUGCUAGAAUGAAGAAAUUCAACAAGAAAUUCAACACUUCGUUUCAAAUUUAUAAUCCCAAAAACAGACAUUUUCAUCCCAGAGACGUUCACGAUGAAUUAGAUUGGGUGUUUUACUUACACAACUCGCAUUUCUGUCUGAUUAGAAGAAGCCAAAAAAGUUUGGGAAUUCAAGAAAUAGAAGACAAUUACGAACAGGUGUGGAAAACGUGUAGAGACGACAACGCAGUUACACAGGUUUCACCUCUCAAACUAAACGUGCUUUCGAGUAUGAGCGAUGAUGCGUUAUUCGCUUGGGAUUGCGAAACGCAACAACCGUCUCCUAAAAAAAGAUUGCGCGAAAAACUGAGACUCCAGACAGAGAAAAUGAAGGUAUCUACACAGGCUCUCAGUUUACCACUGUUAGAAGAAUGA
Lottia gigantea (owl limpet) is the source of this 888-nucleotide messenger RNA. RefSeq lists its product as hypothetical. The coding region runs from base 1 to 888 and encodes 295 amino acids. Lineage: Eukaryota; Metazoa; Mollusca; Gastropoda; Lottiidae. The record is from RefSeq and is a predicted model, not a curated record. The transcript is spliced from 3 exons.